AUGACCUUAGCACCCUUAAGCGCCCAGAAAGUUAAAAUUAUCACCACAGAGCACCCAUCGGCGCCAAAACCAAAUGAUCAAUUGGUGUUUGGCAAGAGCUUUACUGACCAUAUGCUAACUGUGGAGUGGAGUUCCGAAAAAGGGUGGGGUACCCCAGAGAUCAAGCCCUAUCAAAACUUGUCAUUGGACCCUUCUGCAUUUGUUUUCCAUUAUGCGUUUGAAUUAUUCGAAGGGAUGAAGGCUUACAGAACGGUGGAUAAUAAAAUCACAAUGUUUCGUCCAGACAUGAAUAUGGAGCGCAUGAACAAGUCUGCACAAAGGAUCUGUCUGCCAACGUUUGACCCAGAAGAAUUGAUUACCUUGAUCGGUAAGCUAAUCCAGCAAGAUAAGCACUUGAUUCCAGAAGGCAAGGGUUACUCUUUAUACAUCAGGCCUACAUUAAUUGGCACUACUGCUAGUCUAGGGGUGUCCACGCCUGACAAGGCCUUGCUCUAUGUUAUCUGUUCUCCUGUGGGUCCAUACUACAAGACUGGUUUCAAGGCGGUUAAACUGGAAGCCACCGAUUAUGCCACAAGAGCUUGGCCAGGAGGCUGUGGUGACAAGAAGCUAGGUGCAAAUUAUGCUCCCUGUGUUCUCCCACAAUUACAAGCAGCUUCAAGGGGCUACCAACAAAAUUUGUGGCUCUUUGGCCCCAAUAACAACAUUACUGAGGUGGGUACCAUGAACGCCUUUUUUGUGUUUGAAGAUAGCGAAACAGGCAAGAAGGAGCUAGUUACUGCUCCACUGGAUGGCACCAUUCUAGAAGGGGUUACUAGAGACUCCAUUAUACAUCUUGCAAAGGAGAGACUCGACCCAAACGAAUGGACUAUUAGUGAACGCUACUGCUCCAUAGGUGAAGUCGUAGAGAAAUCCAAGAACGGUAAUCUAUUGGAGGCCUUCGGUUCUGGUACUGCUGCAAUUGUUUCUCCCAUCAAGGAAAUUGGCUGGAAGGGUGAACAAAUUAAUAUUCCGUUGUUGCCAGGUGAACAAAGUGGUCCAGUAACUAAGAAAUUUGCACAAUGGAUUAAUCAAAUUCAAUACGGCGAAGUCAAACAUGGGAACUGGUCGAGGGUUAUAACCGAUUUGUACUGA
Molecule: messenger RNA, 1131 nt
Organism: Saccharomyces mikatae IFO 1815
Lineage: Eukaryota; Fungi; Ascomycota; Saccharomycetes; Saccharomycetales; Saccharomycetaceae
Gene: BAT2
Product: branched-chain-amino-acid transaminase BAT2
Exons: 1
Coding region: 1-1131 (376 amino acids)
Biological process (GO): L-valine biosynthetic process; L-leucine biosynthetic process
Cellular component (GO): mitochondrion
Molecular function (GO): branched-chain-amino-acid:2-oxoglutarate transaminase activity
Source: RefSeq, a predicted model, not a curated record